CCGGCUUUUCUAUCGGUGCCUGAACGCCUUUCGCCACUAUGUAUGCAGAAAGGGAAGCUCUUGCGACCUGAACAACUGUUUUUAGAUGUUUCAUAGGACUACGCAACAUUGAAACAAAUCCUGGAGUUUUGUUCUUUUUCUUCUUUAAAAUUUGCGUUGUUUUUCUGGAUUACUUCCAAAAUUGGGGGACCCACCGUCCCCGCAGGGCAUCUGGUGGAUUGCGAUGCGUUUCUAGAUCUGCGUCUGCUGCGGCACCGAGCUGACGGACACCAGAGGGACCCGAUCGGCAGUCUCGGUGGACGGGGGCAGGGCAGGAGCGGCAGAUGCAUUGGGAUCCGGGUGUAAGGAAAUGGUAUUUUAAGUGGGAUGUGCGCGAAGAAUGCUAAUGCGAGCGCCGGCACCGCAUUCCCACGGCAGAGUCCUUCACUGCUGCAGAGGGACCGGAGGAGGUGAUCGUGCCACUGACAUGCAUGUUUUUCAUGCACCGAUUCAUGCAACAUUUUGGUUUAAGUGAAAACCGCAACGCUGAAGAAUUUAACCUGCUCUGAUUACUGAAUAUUUCAGCAAACAGAUGCUUUUGACCAAGAGCCACUGAUAUGGUCUAAGCAUCAUUUUAUUAAUCUAUAAUUAAAAUAACUGUGGAAAAGAUGGGGAAUAGUUUUUCCAAUAUAUCUGCGUUUCAGUCCCUUCAUAUUGUCAUGCUGGGUCUGGACUCUGCCGGUAAGACGACAGUUCUUUACCGUCUGAAAUUCAACGAGUUUGUGAACACGGUGCCUACGAUCGGCUUCAACACGGAGAAAAUCAAGCUGAGCAACGGCACCGCCAAGGGGAUCAGCUGUCACUUCUGGGACGUGGGGGGCCAGGAGAAGCUGAGACCUUUGUGGAAGUCCUACAGCCGCUGCACGGACGGCAUCAUCUACGUGGUGGACUCGGUGGAUGUGGACCGCCUAGAGGAGGCCAAGACCGAGCUGCACAAAGUCACCAAAUUCGCGGAGAACCAGGGAACCCCUCUGCUGGUGAUCGCCAACAAGCAGGACCUGCCCAGAUCCCUGCCGGUGGCCGAUAUCGAGAAGCAGCUGGCUCUUCAUGAGCUCACGCCGGCCACCACCUACCACGUCCAGCCGGCCUGUGCCAUUAUCGGCGAAGGACUCCACGAGGGCAUGGACAAACUAUACGAGAUGAUUGUCAAACGCAGAAAGUCUUUAAAGCAGAAGAAAAAGCGAUAACGGCAGAUUUUUAUAAAUUUUAUUUUUAUUUUCAGUUUUUGUAUUAUUCUUCCUUUUAACACAAGUACUGUAAUCCAGCGCUGUCCGAGUAUGCCACUGAUGCACCCUAAAUAAAUCUUUACUUUGCAGUGAUUUAUUUCGUUUAAUUUCUAUUGAUGGAUCAGAGAGAUGCUGUGAACGCUCUGCUAUAAUAUUGCACGCAAGAUGCUGUGUAUAUAGGGUUUGGUGUUUUCACUGAAGUUGACCAAAAUCUCGCAAUGGCUAUCGAAAAAAAACAGUAAAACGGGCUGGCUCCUGUUUUUUGCUGCUUAACCAUGGAUUAUUAACGUAGCUUCACGAUUUUUAUAAAGGGGCUUUAAAAAGCACUGUGAUAUACAUCAGUAGAACAUUCCUUACAGUACCGUUAAUAAAAGCAAGCUAUUGUUUUAAGCUAUUUUUUAAUUUUGUUCCUGUUUUUCCACCCUGCUUGUAUUGUAAAUAAUGCAUAUUGAACCUGACCAUUUGCAGCACGUGUUCAGAUUAUACGGGAGUUCUUUAUGACAUUGAAUCUGACAGUCUGUAGAUGUUAUUUGCCUGAGAUGGUAUAACGUGAUAUUAUUUCCCCUACUUAGUAUACUGGGUUUGCCAUGAAUAUUAAUCUGCCUCUGAAAUCCACUUUGGGACUAUUAACUUUGAGGACAAAUAGUGUCAUUCCUGCUAAUAUGUUUACCAGGUCUGUAACAGUUGCAAUCACUACUCUGCACUUUAGAGAGACAGAGAGAGAGAGAAUGCAUUACACUGUAUAACAAAAAAUCAAUGUGCAUUAUACCCAAAAUCAUCUGAAGUAUUUUUAAAUUAAAGUGUUAAAAACCAA
This is a messenger RNA of Paramormyrops kingsleyae, 2079 nucleotides long. RefSeq names its product ADP-ribosylation factor-like protein 4C. Gene Ontology annotation, molecular function: GTPase activity; GTP binding. The record is from RefSeq and is a predicted model, not a curated record. Lineage: Eukaryota; Metazoa; Chordata; Actinopteri; Osteoglossiformes; Mormyridae.